Dioscorea cayenensis subsp. rotundata (Guinea yam) is the source of this 1706-nucleotide messenger RNA. RefSeq names its product polypyrimidine tract-binding protein homolog 1-like. The transcript has 11 exons. Gene Ontology annotation, molecular function: mRNA binding. The record is from RefSeq and is a predicted model, not a curated record. Bases 179 to 1525 code for a protein of 448 amino acids. Gene Ontology annotation, biological process: regulation of RNA splicing. Lineage: Eukaryota; Viridiplantae; Streptophyta; Magnoliopsida; Dioscoreales; Dioscoreaceae. Gene Ontology annotation, cellular component: nucleus.
GUCAGAGAAGAUCAGAAGUUGCAAUGCCUGGCUUCGUUCUUCCGUGUGCGACAAAGCAAGCCUCUCUCCCGGAGAAUCCCAACCCUAACCCUAGAAUUCGAUCCAUCAGAGAGCUGCAUUUCUCUGUGGCAAAUCGAUCGGCCCUUCCAGUGAUUAGGGUUUGAAUCGGUUGGCGUUGAUGCAGAUCUCGGAGAUGUCAACUGGGGUGGCGGAGCAGCGGCUGUUCAGGAACAACCCGAUGGCUUCGAAGGUGCUGCAUCUGCGGAACCUUCCAUGGUUGUGCAGGGAGGAGGAGCUUGUUGAGCUUUGCAGGCCCUUCGGUGAAAUCGUCUACAUCAAGUGCAACUUCGGUGCCAACCGUAACCAGGCCUUCGUUGAAUUUGCUGAGCUAAAUCAGGCUAUGUCAAUGGUGUCAUAUUAUGCAUCCUCAUCUGAGCCCGCGAAUGUUCGUGGCCAAACUGUUUACAUUCAAUAUUCAAAUCGGCAGGAAAUCGGUAAUUAUAAUAAGAGUGCUGGUGGCAUUGCUGGGAAUGUCCUCAUUGUCACUUUGGAGGGUGUUCAACGUUCUGAUGUCAGCAUAGAAGUUAUUCAUGCGGUGUUCUCAGCUUAUGGAUAUGUCCAUAAAAUUGCUACAUUUGAAAAAAAGGCAUUAAUCCAGUUCAGCAAUUCAGAUAUUGCCUCUGAAGUGAAGACUGCCUUGAAUGGAAGAUGUAUUCCAAGGUACUUGCUCCCACAGCAUGUUACAUCGUGUCACUUACGCAUAUCAUAUUCGGCACACACUAAUUUGAACAUCAAAUUCCAAUCAAGCCGUAGCAGGGACUAUACAAACCCUUAUCUUCCCCUGAAGGGCCAUUCUGUAAUUGAGGGAACCUCACAGGUUGGUGGUCCCUAUGGAAACAAAAGGGUGCCAGAGAGUAAUGUGCUUCUUGCAUUUAUUAAAAAUAUGGAAUAUGCAGUGACAAUUGAUGUUAUUCACACUGUUUUCUCGGCAUAUGGUACGGUCCAGAAGAUUGUCAUGUUUGAGAACAACAAUGGAAUGCAUGCUUUGGUUCAGUAUCCUGAUGUGAUAACUGCUGCAACGGCUAAACUGUACCUGGAGGGGCAUUGCAUCUAUGAUGGUGGCUAUUGCAAGCUUCAUUUGUCAUACUCUCGGCACACCAAUCUCACUAUCAUGGUUAACAGUGAUAAAAACAGAGACUACACAAUUCCAGAGACUAGGGUCUUUGCGGCUCCACCUGCUUUUACCGGAUGGCAGCCCAGUGCUCCAGCUGCACCAGUUUUUGAUGCUGUGCAAAUGCCAGAUUAUGAUCCAAGCAGACUGAUCAUUCCGGCAUCUUCAAGCACAUAUCCAGGCCAAUCUUUGAUGCUGCACUCUGGCCCCGCUUACCCCGCUACCGGAGCUUACUCUUCUGCAUCAGGUGCAUCACUCCAUGCGUCUCGUCUAAUAUCACUGUAUGGCAUGCACCCCGGUGCCUCAGGUCCAAGUGGUUCAUCAUCCAGCCAGCCUCAUGUUUAUUAUCAGUAAAAACCCAAGCUUCUCAUGCCUCAAUUUUUUUUAUCAUUUGCCUAAAAGUUGCUCUGGUGGUCCAAAUAUAUUUCAUUUGUUUUUUUUUUAUCAGAAUGUAAUAUAUGUUGGUGGUCUUUGGUUGUUGGGGGAGGAUUCAAAACAAGCAGACAUGUUUACUAACUAGCUCAGUUGCCAUUGA